Molecule: messenger RNA, 1332 nt
Organism: Glycine soja
Lineage: Eukaryota; Viridiplantae; Streptophyta; Magnoliopsida; Fabales; Fabaceae
Product: U-box domain-containing protein 9-like
Exons: 2
Coding region: 1-1332 (443 amino acids)
Biological process (GO): protein ubiquitination
Cellular component (GO): nucleus; cytoplasm
Molecular function (GO): ubiquitin-protein transferase activity; protein binding
Source: RefSeq, a predicted model, not a curated record
AUGGUGACAGAGGAGAAAGUACAUGCACUGAAAGACAAGUUGCGGGAGUCGGUCAAGAUUAUCGUGGAGAGUGAUGACUACACCGUGGACGCCGCGGACGAGGCCAUGGAUGCUCUUUCUGCUCUCAAGGAUUUGAAAUGCACCACUUCUCUCUCUCGCAACUUGGACGAUGCAGCUGUUCCUCCACACUUUCGCUGCCCCCUCUCUGGAAAUUUGAUGACAGAUCCUGUUAUCUUGGCCUCUGGACAGAAUUUUGAUCGGGCUUUCAUUCAGAGGUGGCUGAACGAGGUCCGCAGAAUUUGCCCUAAGACUCAGCAAGUCCUCUCUCACUCCAUCCUGACCCCUAAUUGCUUUCUCCAAAACAUGAUUUCACUGUGGUGUAAAGAGCAUGGAGUUGAGCUUCCAAAGCCCGUUUGGGACAUUCACGGUGAAAAAUUAGCCGAAGAUCACAGACUCCAUAUGCGUUCUCUUCUCUACAAGCUAUCACUUUCUGUCUCCGAACAAAAAGAAGCUGCAAAAGAGCUUCGGCAGUUAACAAAGCGAAUUCCGACGUUUCGAACACUCUUUGGUGACUCAGAAGUGAUUCAACUAAUGCUGAGACCCUUAUCACCCGGCACGGCCUCCGUGGACCCCGAGCUCCACGAGGACUUGAUCACAACUCUUCUUAAUCUCUCAAUUCACGAUAACAACAAGAGGGUCUUAGCAGAGGACGAAAAGGUCAUUUCACUUCUUAUCGAAUCGUUGAAAUAUUCAGGAACAGUUGAAACGAGAAGCAAUGCAGCUGCAGCCAUUUUCUCAAUGUCAGCUAUUGAUGCAAACAGGCACAUAAUUGGAAAAUCCGGAGUUAUCAAAUACUUGGUGGAUUUAUUAGAAGAGGGGCAUCCACCAGCAAUGAGAGAUGCUGCUUCAGCACUGUUCAAGCUAUGCUACACGCAUGAAAACAAAGGGAGAACCGUGCGAGAAGGUGCAGUGCAGGUUAUUCUCGGCAAGAUCGUUGACCAUGUUUUAGUUGAUGAGUUGUUGGCACUGCUAGCACUUCUCUCUUCGCAUCACAUGGCUGUUGAAGCAUUGGUGAACCAUGGUGCUGUACCAUUCUUGUUGGAUAUCUUAAGGGAAAAGGAAAACACAUCAGAAGAACGCAUCAAGGAAAACUGUGUUGUUAUUCUGUGCACAAUCUGUUUCAAUGAUAGAGAAAAAAGGAGGGAAAUUGGAGAGGAUGAAAUGGUCAAUGGCACACUGUAUGAGCUUGCACAACGCGGGAAUUCAAGGGCCCAAAGGAAAGCUAGGGCUAUUCUUGAAAGUCUCCACGUGCCUCAAUCCUCUACUAGCUAG